AUGAGUUUUAAAGGUUUUACUAAGGCAAUUUCAAGGGCACCUCAGUCCUUCCGCCAGAAAUUCAAGAUGGGAGAACAAACUGUAGACCCUGUUUAUGAAGAUGCAGAACGUCGUUUCAAAGAAUUAGAAGAUGAAACAAAGAAAUUGAGUGAAGAAUCCAAGAGAUACUCCGCCGCUGUCACGGGGAUGUUAACCCAUCAAAUUGGGUUUGCAAAGGCAAUGGAGGAAAUCUUCAAACCUAUCAGUGGGAAAAUGAGUGAUCCUAAUGCUACUGUUCCCGAGGAUAAUCCAGAUGGUAUUGAAGCCAGUGAACAAUAUAGAACUGUGGUGGCUGAAUUACAAGAAACGUUGAAACCAGAUUUGUUGCUUGUUGAAGAGAAAAUCAUUAAACCCUGCCAAGAAUUAUUGAAAAUUAUCACAUAUAUCCGUAAGAUGGCAACAAAGAGAAACCAUAAGAAACUAGAUCUUGAUAGACGUUUAAAUACCUAUAAUAAAUAUGAAAAGAAAAAAGAACCAAAUGCUAAAGAUGAAGAAAGAAUGUACAAAGCUGAAGCUGAGAUGACAGUGGCUCAACAAGAGUACGAUUAUUAUAAUGAAAUGCUUAAGACCCAAUUACCAAUAUUAUUUGGUUUAGAAGCUCAGUUCGUCCAACCUUUGUUUGUUUCAUUCUAUUACAUGCAAUUGAACAUUUUCUACACAUUAUAUAAUAGAUUUCAAGAUAUGAAGAUCCCAUAUUUUGAUUUAACUACUGAUAUAAUGGAAGCUUUCAUUGCCAAGAGAGGUAACAUCGAAGAACAAACAGAUGCAUUGACCAUCACACAUUUUAAGAUUGGUUACUCGAAGGCUAAAUUAGAAAUGACGAGAAAACGUUAUGGUGCAGGUGCAACUGUAGGAGAAUCGGAAUCUCCAAGUUAUCCAGGAACUCCAACAAGUCCAGCUUCUCCAUAUGGUUCACAAACUGGAUUUGCCGGAUAUAACCAACAGCAACAACAACCUGGGGCAUAUGGAAUGCAAUCCCCUCCAGCCACAGGAGGAUACCAACAACCUGCUUAUGGUGCAGCUGGUGCAGCUGGUGCAGCCGCUAUGGGCCAACCUGGUUUCCAACAACUGCAACAACCACAACCACAAGCUGCCGCUCCUCCUCCUUAUCCUACUUCUGGAAUGCCUCCAACCGCAGGUUCCAUGGCUGCACCAGGUGUAGAGACUGUUACAGCAUUAUAUGAUUAUCAAGCUCAAGCCGCUGGUGACUUAAGCUUCCCAGCUGGUGCAGUUAUCGAGAUUGUUGAGCGUACAUCUGAUGCCAACGAAUGGUGGACUGGUAAGUACAAUGGACAACAAGGUGUUUUCCCUGGUAACUAUGUCCAAGUGAAUAAAGUGUAA
This is a messenger RNA of Naumovozyma dairenensis CBS 421, 1380 nucleotides long. It is a transcript of the gene RVS167, whose product is annotated as amphiphysin. Gene Ontology annotation, cellular component: medial cortex; Rvs161p-Rvs167p complex; actin cortical patch. The record is from RefSeq and is a predicted model, not a curated record. Lineage: Eukaryota; Fungi; Ascomycota; Saccharomycetes; Saccharomycetales; Saccharomycetaceae. Gene Ontology annotation, biological process: plasma membrane tubulation; actin cortical patch localization; endocytosis. The coding region runs from base 1 to 1380 and encodes 459 amino acids. The transcript has a single exon. Gene Ontology annotation, molecular function: lipid binding; protein binding.